GGAAAAGAAAUGGAGCAAAUUCAGUAACUAUCCAGUGUAACGUCUUCUGAUAUCUUAAGGAAUCUUACAAAUACGUGUUUUGAAUUGAGAAAAUGACUGCAGAUAUAGAAGAAAGUACAGGUUGUGGAAAAGAAUACCUGUCAAAAAGUGGAACAUCCAAUAGUUAAUUUGGAAGUAGUAUAAAAUACAUAUACCUGUUAUGGUGCGAUGCUGGAGUGGAGUUAACUCUAUAGCACACAGGUAGCUCUCCAAGGAGGAAAAAAAAAAAAAAGAGCUUUCUUUUUUUCUAAAUUAUGGAAAUUUUUUGGAAGACGUGGACAUGGAUUUUGAGCCUAGUCAUGGUUUCAUCGGAAUUUCACAGUGACAACAGGCUUUCAUAUAGUUCUCAAGAGGAAUUCCUGUCUUACCUUGAACACUACCAACUAACAAUCCCAAUAAGGGUUGAUCAAAAUGGAGCCUUCCUCAGCUUUACUGUGAAAAAUGCUAAACCCUCAAGAAGGAGGAGGAGCACAGACCCUUAUGACCAAGAACUGGCAGCAUCUAAAUUAUUUUUUAAACUUUCUGCCUAUGGCAAGCACUUUCAUUUAAACCUGACUCUCAACACAGAUUUGGUGUCCAGACAUUUUACAGUAGAAUACUGGGGGAAAGGUGGACCACAAUGGAAGCACGACUUUUUAGACCACUGUCAUUACACAGGAUAUUUGCAAGACCAGCACAGUACAACUAAAGUGGCCUUAAGCAACUGCAAUGGUCUGCAUGGAGUCAUUGCUACAGAAGAUGAAGAGUAUUUUAUUGAGCCUUUAAGGAACAUAACAGAAGAUUCUAGUACCUUUAAUUAUGAGAACGGUCAUCCUCAUGUUAUAUACAAAAAAUCUGCCAUGCACCAGCAACAUCUCUAUGAUCACAGUCACUGUGGAGUCUCAGACCUCACAAGAAACGGUAGACCUUGGUGGAUGAGUAAUGCAUCUGCAACGUCACUUCCAGUCAAUGACACAUUAAGUAGUCAUAGUCGACAGAAGAGAUCAGUAAGCCUUGAACGGUUUGUGGAAACGCUGGUAGUAGCAGACAAAAUGAUGGUGGGAUACCAUGGUCGCAAAGACAUUGAACACUACAUUUUGAGUGUAAUGAAUAUUGUUGCCAAACUUUAUCGUGAUUCCAGUCUAGGAAACGUUGUGAAUAUUAUAGUGACACGUUUAAUUGUCCUCACUGAAGACCAGCCAAACUUGGAGAUAAACCACCAUGCAGACAAGUCCCUCGAUAGCUUCUGUAAGUGGCAGAAAUCCAUUCUCUCCCACCAAAGUGAUGGAAACACCAUUCCAGAAAAUGGGAUUGCCCACCAUGAUAAUGCGGUUCUUAUUACUAG
Messenger RNA from Balearica regulorum gibbericeps (East African grey crowned-crane), 1363 nucleotides. The record is from RefSeq and is a predicted model, not a curated record. Lineage: Eukaryota; Metazoa; Chordata; Aves; Gruiformes; Gruidae.